AGGAUAGGACCUCAAUUUUGGUGAGAAAAUGAUAUGCUUGGCAUUUUGGUCUGAUGGUUGUGUCAAAGGUCAAAAUGACAUCGAACAGUGUAGAUUACAAUUUUUUCGUGAGGUGUGCUCUAGUCGAAGAAGAGAAUCAAAUGGUUCCUCCACCUUACUUGUCGCCUUUGAUCGAUAAUGAAGCUGAGGGUUAUGUGCCAGACUAUGUGGAGUCCAUUAAGCACUUGCAGGCUGCUGCCAGAAAUGAGGUUCUUCUAAUGCCAGGCACCGUAAACGAAGACUUGGAAGAUCCUCAGCGUCUCUUGGUUGAAGGGAUCAUUGACUGUGCUGAGGCAAAUGAAGCUGAUGAGAAGAAGCGGAAGGAAUAUAAUCUCUUGAUGGCUGACCGUGAUUUUCUAGUGUAGCAAUUUUACUGUUUGUUUUGUCGAGUUUACGCCGUAGAUUUUGUCACAAGUUGUCAAAACUCAGAAAUUCUUGUCAAUCCAGAUGGCAACUCUCGAAAAACAGUAU
This is a messenger RNA of Syzygium oleosum, 510 nucleotides long. Its product is annotated as pescadillo homolog. Lineage: Eukaryota; Viridiplantae; Streptophyta; Magnoliopsida; Myrtales; Myrtaceae. The transcript has 2 exons. The record is from RefSeq and is a predicted model, not a curated record. Bases 54 to 404 code for a protein of 116 amino acids.